AAUGUAAACCCGAGAAAAAUUAGGAGCGUAAGCAAAAAGAAUGCUUAAAAUACUCUCAGAUUUUAAAGGUUAGAUUAUAGAUGGUUAUAAAGUAUAUUAUUAUUGAAUAAUUAGGUUAUUCUUACCUGCAGAGAUUUAGUGUUGCCUGAUAUUAAAAAGCUAAUUGAGCUUCUAUUCAUAUUUGAAGGUUUAGGAUUUAUUACUAGGAUAUCUAAAAAAAGAUUUAUUUAUUCUGGUUUGAAAGGAAUGACUGCUAGAAUUUUGGAGGGUGUAGAAAUUGCAUUAACAAGAACUUAAUAUGAUAGAGAGCAUUGGCUUUUUUCAGAAGAUUACAUUAUUGAAAAUAAAAAAUAUUCAAUUAGAUAAAGUGUCUACUUUGGAUUAUUUUAUUAAGAGAUUAUUACAUAAAUUUUUAGUAAUCAAGGUUAGAUUUUUAUUAUUAACUAGGUCGAAUGAUUGCUAGAGAUACAAUUGAAAAAUUAGUUGAGCAAUUACAAUUAACUGCUAAAGAACAAAGUAGUGCUCUAAUUAUUAAUGAAAUGGCUAGUAUAAUGACAAGUUUGAACCUUUUAGAUAAGUAAGUAUAUAUUGUUAUAAUUCAUAGGAGAAGUCCAGCCGAUGCUUAUGAAACAUAUCUAUGGAUAGGACCUGACAUUCUACAUUAAUUUAUGGUUGAACAAUUAAAUCCGUAUUCGCUUCAAGUAUGAAAUAGCAACUAAUAAGUUGAAAGAAUAAUUAACAAGUAAAGUGAAGUUAAAUUUCGAGAAGGAAUCCACUUAUUUUUCGAAUUUAUUUAGAGAUUUAGUAGAAUUUUAAGUUUAAGAUAAUGAAGUGAAAUUGCCUUUGGUUAACUUUCCUACAGCAGCAUAUGCAUUGUUAAAAGGGAAACAUAUAACUUACUAUAUAAAAAAACUAGCAAUAAUUAUCGGAAGAGCCAAUCAGACUAAGAAUAGCAAAUAUGAAUGGGAUGUAGACUUAGCUUUAGAUCUAGGAUAAAAGAUUUCAAAAUAACAUGCUGUCAUCUCUUACAAUAUGGAUAAAGAAUUGUAAAUAUAAAUUAUGAGAUUUAGUUUUGAAAUAAGAUGUUUAAGCAACAAAAAACCAAUAUAUGUAGAUUCUGUAACAAUAACCUCAAAGGAUAAUCCUGUUAUUUUGAAGCAUAGAUCUUCAAUUCAAAUUGGAAAGUUUAUUCUUAUGUUCUAUUUACCAAAAUUUUCAUCAGAAAUUUAAAACUAAGAGGGUACAGAAUAAAACAUGGUUGUAGAAUGAG
Molecule: messenger RNA, 1270 nt
Organism: Paramecium pentaurelia
Lineage: Eukaryota; Ciliophora; Oligohymenophorea; Peniculida; Parameciidae
Source: the annotation of a GenBank genome assembly